This is a messenger RNA of Ochotona princeps (American pika), 484 nucleotides long. RefSeq names its product histone H2B type 1-C/E/F/G/I. The coding region runs from base 3 to 383 and encodes 126 amino acids. Gene Ontology annotation, molecular function: structural constituent of chromatin; protein heterodimerization activity; DNA binding. Gene Ontology annotation, cellular component: nucleosome. NCBI's taxonomy places the organism in Eukaryota, Metazoa, Chordata, Mammalia, Lagomorpha, Ochotonidae. The record is from RefSeq and is a predicted model, not a curated record. The transcript has a single exon.
CAAUGCCUGAGCCAGCGAAGUCUGCUCCUGCCCCGAAGAAGGGCUCCAAGAAGGCGGUGACCAAGGCUCAAAAGAAGGACGGCAAGAAGCGCAAGCGCAGCCGCAAGGAGAGCUACUCGGUCUACGUGUACAAGGUGCUCAAGCAGGUGCACCCGGACACGGGCAUCUCGUCCAAGGCCAUGGGCAUCAUGAACUCGUUUGUCAACGACAUCUUCGAGCGCAUCGCGGGCGAGGCGUCGCGCCUGGCGCACUACAACAAGCGCUCGACCAUUACGUCCCGGGAGAUCCAGACGGCCGUGCGCCUGCUGCUGCCCGGCGAGCUGGCCAAGCACGCCGUGUCCGAGGGCACCAAGGCCGUCACCAAGUACACCAGCUCCAAGUAAACGCGUGCUUGAGUACUCUUCACUCCAAAGGCUCUUUUCAGAGCCACCCACAAAUUCUAUGAAAGAUCUGUAGCACAAGUCCUGGUGUUUCAAUUUGCUGU